AUGAAGACCGCCAUCUCUGUCCCCCGAGCAGCUCAGUGCGCGGCUCCCCGCGCCCAUCUCUUCACAUCUCCUCUGGCACGCUCAUGCAGCCACCCCCGAUUCACCUCGCCAGCCCGCCACCUGAGCACAUCCCCCCGUGUCAAGAAAGACGAGCCGCCGCCGCCGCCAUCCUCGUUCUCCUUUCAGGGCAUGCCCGCCCCGCCGCGGCUGCCCAAGGAAGAGCAAGAAAUCUUCGAAUCCCUCCAGCGCCAAUCGACCGGCGCAUUCUCCACGCCCGCGUCCGAACGGCGGGCUCCGCCGCGGAUCAACCAGUCUCCUGACUCGUCGGCGGCGGAGUUUGCAGACGCACAGAACACGGUCUCCCAGCGCGUCGACAGGAUCAGUACCGCAGGCGAGGAUUCGGGCGCAACGGGGUCCUCGGUGCUCAAGGAAAUGUACGACAAGGUGAUUGAGGCGAGAGGCAAGGGCGAAGAAUUACAUCCCAAUGUGGUGAGAGGGGCGCAGCCGGAGUUCGAAGGCGAUGUCAACCCGAAGACGGGCGAGGUUGGAGGGCCAAAGAACGAGCCGUUGCGAUGGGGCGCGUCAGGGGAUUGGACUUAUAAUGGGAGGGCUACGGAUUUCUAG
Messenger RNA from Cladophialophora carrionii CBS 160.54, 624 nucleotides. RefSeq lists its product as uncharacterized. The transcript has a single exon. Gene Ontology annotation, cellular component: mitochondrion. NCBI's taxonomy places the organism in Eukaryota, Fungi, Ascomycota, Eurotiomycetes, Chaetothyriales, Herpotrichiellaceae. Gene Ontology annotation, biological process: mitochondrial respiratory chain complex II assembly. The record is from RefSeq and is a predicted model, not a curated record. Bases 1 to 624 code for a protein of 207 amino acids.